GAAUUUAGAUAAAUUGUAGGCGUUGACUAGUUAUCUGUCUUGUGCUGACACAGUUGUGAAGAUACUGCUCAUUAAAGUAAGCCGUAAACUGACAUUAUCUGGAAUGCUCCAUUGGCCAUCUUUUUGAUGCACAAGCACUAGAAUGUAAAUUUGAAUGUAAACAAUUCAAUGUGUAUAGUAAUAUAAUGUUCUGGGUGAAUACAUUGCACUAGUCAUAUUCAGCUUUGUCAGUUUUUUUUAACAAGAGAAACCCCCUAAAGAACGAAACAAGGUCCAUUAAGUUUAGUGCUUUAAAAGUAAAAAUAAUACAAGAAAAACAACAACAACAAUUUGGUUACAUCAUGAGUGUCAGAUUCUAUGGUCGUUUGUAAAUGUAUCCAUUAGAGGUCGCUGUAAGCUAAAAAUUUUUAAACGAAGUAUGGCGAUUGAGAGUUUUUCCUCUUCAUAACAGCCUCUGAAUAAUCCAGCUAUACAUUAGCUACCAAUGAAUGAUAAUACGCAAAAAAUUACGAGUCUAGAAGCAACUAAAACAAAACACACUGCUUUGGUUAUCAUCUUUCGAUGCUACAUUUGUAGCCUAUGUACACUCCCCGAACUGACUCUGGUGUUUGGACAGAGGAAAUGUAGACGAGCUCUUGAUUUAUCUUAUUUCCUCCUUUCACCACUGACUCCUCAGUGCGGUAAACUGACCUCAGUCAUGAUGAAGCGUUUGGAGGGCAGCCAAACACUUUCUCUCCUGCCGAGGAAUCUAAAGAGAUACUGCAUCUCACCACUGCCGGAACCGAGGUGCUCAUUUUAUUUCCAGGAACUGCUGUACUUGAUCUUUGGGCAUUUAAACUUUGAGUUGAAACUACAAACAGAAUGAGGGCGAUGUGUGCAAGUACAAAACAGAGAAGCAAAGCUUUUGGAGACCUAACUCCGUUAUAGUAAAAAAAUCAAAUAAAAGACAAUUGAUCCGAGUGAAUGGAAGCAUUGCUCAGUCAGACUCAGACAAAAAAAGUAUUUGGAUCGUUUUCUGGAAAUGGUGGCAUCAGUGUCGUAUUAUUUUAUUACCGUAUUUCAUUUCAUUUGUAAGUAUGUGUGUGAGUUGAUAAAAAAAUAAAAACAAUAACAGCAUGCAAUGCAGUGUACAGGUCAUUCCCACAAAAAAAAAAAAAAAAAAACUUAAAUCUAUUUUUAUAGCAAACUUUGUAAAACAAUGCGCGUGUCUGUAUAGUGAAGCAGUUUCAUGUCAAAAACAGAUGCCCUGACUAUUGACCAGUCAAGAGCAUAAUUUAAGCACAGAAUGUGUUUGUCCUGCACAAGCGCGCAGGUGUCAGGAGCACCGUAUGAUGGACGGGGAGGGCGUGACGUCAUCAAGGGGGCACCGACGAGUUUUGCCAAAGAAAAGCUUGUAGAUCUACACACAGUGGAAGAGGGACACCGGGAGGCGAACAAAUGCAGUGUGUCUCAAAUGAACGCUCUCUCGGCGGUUUCUCCCGUUGACGCUAUCGCGGGUAAGAUCUUGUGUUAUUCUUAACACACGGAAAAUUCCUCACGGCAGCAGCAGCAAACUGACAGACUAAAACCUCCAUCUACCGGACUGCACCAGUGCCGAUUCAAUAACAAACUCUGAACUACGAAAACGUCACUUUCCCGGUGGAAAAGUAUGUUCAACUAUAUUUUUUUUCCAACACAAAUAGAGCAAACCCGUGGAGCAGGCGACGGUAAUGCGUGAGGAGCAUGGAGGGUACAGGACGGCCUGGAGCCCGAGACGCCUCUCACAGGCAAUGCCCAAUCGCUCCUCUCUAAGCAAUGGCCUGGCAAAACACAUCCCCAUUCCGUUAUGGCUUUGACCUGGGGGGACAUUACCAGGAUCUGCAUCCUCUGGGCGUGGGAGCAUCGGGGCUCGUCCUCUCUGCGGUGGACAGGCGCAGCGGCCUGCGUGUGGCGGUGAAGAAGCUGGUAAUGCGAGAUGCCGUCAGCGUAAAACACGCUCUGAGGGAGGUGAAGAUCACCCGCCGCCUUCAGCAUGAGAACGUGGUCAGGGUGUAUGACGUCUUGGGGCCGUCUGGUCACCCUUUACCCCGUGACCUGACCCAUGUGCCGGCAAUAUACAUUGUGCAAGAGUGCAUGGAAACUGACUUGGCACGGUUACUCGAGCAAGGGCCGUUGCCAGCUGAACACGCCACCCUGCUCUUUUAUCAGCUGCUUCGUGGACUCAAGUUCAUCCACUCUGCCAACGUGCUGCACCGUGACCUCAAGCCAGCGAACAUCUUGAUCAACACGGAGCAAAUGCUGCUGAAGAUCGGAGACUUCGGCCUGGCUCGCAUUGUUGACCCACAUUACUCGCACAAGGGAUACCUGUCAGAGGGAAUGGUCACUAAAUGGUACCGUUCACCUAGACUUCUGCUGUCCCCAAAUAACUACACUAAAGCAAUCGACAUGUGGGCCGCAGGCUGCAUUCUGGCUGAGAUGCUCACAGGACGCAUGCUGUUCGCAGGUGCUCAUGAGCUGGAGCAGAUGCAGCUGAUUUUGGACACUGUGCCUGUCAUUAGAGAGGAAGACAGACAGGAACUGCUGAAGGUCAUGCCCUCUUUUGUAGGUCAGGGGUGGGAGGUCAAAAGGUCUCUUAGAGAACUACUGCCAGAAGUGGAGGACAAAGGCAUUGAUUUCUUGGAGUGUAUCCUCACCUUUAAUCCCAUGGACCGGCUGACAGCAGAAGCAGCGUUGUCUCAUUCAUAUCUGCUGAGAUACUCGUGUCCUCAGGAUGAGCCUGUCUCCCUGCAGCCGUUCCGUAUAGAGGACGAGUUAGAGGACAGUGUGGUCACUGAGCACGGCCAUGCGCUCAGCUCCCACUGGGACAGGUAUGAUGGGAGUCUGUCGUCAGACGUUUAUUGGCGGCCGCAGGAGCAGUGUGGGUGCAUGCAGAGCGUCUCAGAGCUGGGAGAGGCAGAAGACGACGAAGUUCAAAGAGAUCCACGAGCGAGCUCGACGGCCCACAUCGAGGAGGCUCAGGUUGACCCUCGCAAAUACUCCCACAGCAGCUCCGCGGAGCGCUUCCUGGAGCAGUCCCACUCAUCUUUGGAGCGGGUCUGCGGACAAUUCACAGAGCUGGACUGCGGCCACUCCUGCGAUUACAAGGUGGGUUCUCCAUCCUACCUGGAUAAGAUCGCGUGGCGAGAAGGCAAGCCGCAGCACUACUCUGAACCCAAGCUAAUACUGGACCUGUCCCACUGGAGGCAUAACAGCAUGUCUGCUCCAAGAAGGGGCAGCGUGGAGAAGCUUCUUGCUGAGCCUGGAGAUCUGUUCCAGGAGAUCUCGCGCUGGGUGGAGAGCACGCAGUCUGGACUCCACUCGCCCCGUUCACCUCAAGAACCUCUCACCUCCCCCUGUUCCCCUCCUCAACCGCUGUCUCCUACAAUGCUGUCUCAUUCUCACACGCAAAUCCCAGCACCUUUGCAAUUGUCCAGCCCUCACCAGCUCCAUGAGGACAGGAGUCCUACCCCAUUCUUCUCCGCUCCUCCAUCUCUGCUGCCCUCAUCUCCUUCCUGUCCUCAUCACGGUUCAUCUGAUUAUCCGUCUUCCUCCGUUUGUGAAAUCGAUGAAGAGCCCUCGCAGAUGGAUCCUUCCGGAGAGGAACAUUUUGACCUAGAUGUGUUUAUCUCUCAGGCUCUGAGGCUUUGUAGUCAGAGCGAGGCACUGUCGGAAAACUCGGAUGCCCCCAAACCAGGCAAUGUUAGCCACGUUCAUAAUAUCUCAGAUCACAGAACACAAACUCCAACCUCUGAGAUUGUCAAGGCUCACGGGUGUCAUAAAGAGCACUGGUAGAAGAGAUCUCUUACUUCUUAUUUAAUGAUUUUAAAGAUGUUUGAUUAGUGCAGCUUAUUUAAGAUGGCAUGAAUGAAUGUGAACACUGAGGACCUUUUAAGGACCAGACGAUUUUUGAGAAUGUUGUUCUCAAAAAAACCUGAAGCUAAAAUUCUGUAUUCCACUAAAAAUCCAAAGUAUUUACCUUUAGGAAGAGGAUCACCUGGCAAAAACAUCUGAGAUUUCAGAUAUUAGUUGAAUGGAGCCCUGAGGGCACAUGGUUAUGUGAACAUUGUUUGUUCCUAUGACCUCUCUCUCAAGAAAUUUGUUUUUGCGAGAGACAUCUGUGUACUCUCGUAUUUGAUUUCACACACUUCAAUUCUCUACAAACUAUUACAUCUUUUUGAACAUGUUUUGCAAGUUUUUCGGGAAAUUAAAGGAAAAUGCUAAAAGUAUUUUUCCCCUUUCAACUAAUUUCCUCCCAUAACUUUAUCUCUUUAGGCCUCUGUAUAGUUGAAACUAAAAUGUUUUAUUGAAUGUUACUAAAAACAUUGUGCAAGAGUGAAUGGUCUGUUUAGCACAAACUUAGGUCAGCAUAAUUUUAAUAAGAACUUCAUUAAAUUAUUAAGUGUGUAAUCAAAGUAAUUUUUUUUAAAAACUAAGUUACCUAAAAAAUGGCACUUUUGAUAUAAAAAGUUUCACUCACAAUGAAAUAAAGACGCAAUUUUAAUGCCCUUGCAAAAUGUUUCAUUCUACAUAAGACAUCAUCCGUUAUUGUCCACCAUGUCUAGACAAAGACUAUAUGCCAAGACGGUUUACAUGUAUUACACUGAAUGGGAGAAACUGCUAUGCAUAAUUUGGUGGAACAAGUAGUUCUAAUUAUGUGAGCUGGACCAAUUUUAAUUUUCAUACAAAUGUUGGUAACACUUUACAAUAAGGUUCAUUAGUUAACAUUGGUUAAUGUAUUAACUAACAUGAACUAACCAUGAGC
Messenger RNA from Pimephales promelas (fathead minnow), 4780 nucleotides. RefSeq names its product mitogen-activated protein kinase 4 (gene mapk4). NCBI's taxonomy places the organism in Eukaryota, Metazoa, Chordata, Actinopteri, Cypriniformes, Leuciscidae. Gene Ontology annotation, biological process: protein phosphorylation. Gene Ontology annotation, molecular function: MAP kinase activity; ATP binding. The record is from RefSeq and is a predicted model, not a curated record.